This is a messenger RNA of Xyrichtys novacula (pearly razorfish), 7192 nucleotides long. The record is from the annotation of a GenBank genome assembly. Lineage: Eukaryota; Metazoa; Chordata; Actinopteri; Labriformes; Labridae.
AUGGCUACAGCAGGCACCUCAGGGCAGAGCACCUUCGGGCUCGGGAGGAAAAAGAAGGCACCUGGUCUCAUGGAUCAGAUUAGCAAGUUCUUCGGAGGAGACAAAAAGAAAAGGAGCAAGGUGAGCGAAAAACCUUCAGAUUAGAUUAGAGAUUAAGUGAUGUAACUUUGAGCUUCUUUUGGUGGUUUUCUUGGAGUGAAAGGGCAGAAAAACACAACUUCUAAAUUUAAGAUCUUCUAUCGUUUCAUUUACACACGAGCAGGAUUGUUUCCAAAUAACUGGAAGCCGUUUUGCAGCUUUGGUUGAGCAUAUUUUAGGAUCUUGCAUGCAUUUUAUUCUUACAGUUUACACAAAAAUGUGAAUUGAGGAAAACAGUGCAUCUUCAAACUCGUCUCCAUAACUUUUGAAAAACUUUCGUUGCCCUCUAAUGCCUGAAACCACGAAUUAUGGCCAGAAAAUUCUAAUUCUUUUGGAGCUGAAAUGUUUAUUUUACUUACUACUGAAAACCAAAAAAAUCAAAAUGUCUUUAAGAUUUAAUAAAUAUAUUUAUUUAUCUCGUUUGAUACAUGAGAUAUUUUGGAAACUGAUAAACUACAAGAGGAUAUUUUCAUCAUUUAUCGGACUGUAUUCAGGUGUUUUUUUAGUAAUUUGUUGAUCGUACAGAUUUGAUAGAAGUAUAUAAAAGUAUAUAUCAAAUGUGAUACAAAAGACAUUAAAGGGUUAAACAAAAUCAAGUAUCUAUAUUGUUUAAGAAUUCAUUAAAAAGUUUUAAAAACACACUUAUUCAUACAAAAAAAAAUUUUUGUUUCAUCAAAUUUACUCUGAAUUAAGAUGUGACUGAUGAGCCGUUUCUGCUGAAAUACUGAUUUGUUUAUGUUGUCAUUUAGUGAUAUGAGUUUUUGCUGUAACAUCUCAGCUUAAUAUGAUUUACUGAUAUUGUAAAAUCCAUGUAAAAUGGUAAAAUGAUUAUUUUAGUAUUUACUGGGAUAUUUUUCUCAAAGCCUAAAUCUAACUCUUUGACGUUUGCGAGCAACAACCGAGAAAGGACGAACCCAGAUUUACGUUUUCUGUUCGACCUCUUCGGUUUGUGAGAGCGGUCUGACUCAGAGCUGCAGAGAGAAAAACCUCAAACAAAAACUCUCUCUGUGUGUGAGGGGAGGGGCCCUCAGGAGUCCGAGCCGCUUUCGUACAAACAGACCUCCUCCUUUCAUCUGACCACGUCUGAUCUCCGUCAGUUUUUGUGUUCUUGCUCUGAGUUUGAAGAAAAGUUUACUCUGAAUCAGACUGAGCAGACAGACAGACAGCAGACUGUGUCCAUGUCUCCAUUUCUGCAGGAUGAAUCAUCAUCACAAUGUGCCGGCCUGAUGUUACACCUGAUGAUGACACUAAAAUGAUGUUUCCUCAUGUCUCUUUUUCUCAUAUAUAUAUUCGACACAUUUGCAGAUUCUUGUGAUGAGACCUGGUUCUUCUGGACCUUUCUCAUUAUGAUUCAUAUUAGAGGGACUAUUUUAAGAGCUGCUAUGGUGUAAGGAUACUGUUUUAUGACGUUAAUGAAACACUUAGAGUCAUUUGUUUAUCUCCAUCCUCGCAGGGGUCUUUCCGGGGUCACCUUGCCGCCUCACCUCAGCAAUCCUCCUCUCGCCGCCGGACCAAUGAAAACGCAGUGGUGCAUUUCUUCAGGAGCAUUGUAAGCUGGAUUAAACCGUCUUAUUGUUUACACACAUCAUAUCAUAAAUCAUACACAUCUCAUACUAACAUCUUCAGUUUCAUUCAGAUUUAUUCAGACUCCACAGAUGUAAUUUUCCUCCAAUUUGCACUGAUCUAACUUUUGGCGUCAGCGGUGCGGCGGCUCUCAAACGCAGCACGCUCAGCCUCCGCUCUGAUUACAGAUCUGUGUGACUCUCUCGUUUUCACGCCAAUAAAAAAACAAAACUACAGGAAGUUUCAAUCAGCUGCUCACAGAGUUUGUUCUUCUGCUUUUCUGCCUCACACAAUCAAAUGUUUUCAUCCUUGUUUGUCACUUGGUGUCCCUCAGGUUUCCUCUCCUCGUCCUAAAUCCAGGGUGAGUGUCUUUUUUUCGUCAUACCUGUUUUGCUGACUGUUGCAGGACUACACACACACACACACACACACACACACACACACACACGACAUGAUUUCCUGAUUUAUACGGAUGUUUUCAAUCAUAUAUCACAGAGACAGAGUUUUUCUGACACAGCAACAGCAACUGAGACGUGGAGUUGAAGAAAACCGCUUUAUCGUCCAUAACUCAUCUCCUUUAAAUGGAUUCAUAUUGUUUAAAAUACAGAAAGUAACUUUAAGAAGUGUAAAACGUGUUUAUUUCUGCUGAAAUUAUAACAUGGGUGUCAAUGGAGUCUCCUUGACUUUCAGACAGAGCCCCAAGUGGUCGCUUUAGGAACUGCAGUUUUUUUGUACUUGUAUAUUUGCUGCCCGGUAACCUAAUCAAACACUUUUAAAGUAAACAGUCAAGACUUCACUCAUUAUUAUUUACUAGUUCUCUGUUCUGUGACCAUAGACUGUAUAUACUACUGCUGUGUUCGAGUUAUCUCAGAAGUCAGAUGUUGGAGAUGAUGUCACAUCUGAGUUUCAAGCGUUUCGGUUACCAAGUCGGAAAAAAGCAAAAUCGGAGGCGCAAACAAGAUGGCUACAUCUACAAGUUAUUUUAGCACUUGCCUUGUCCGACUAAAAUCACUUUUUUAGAUGUAGCCGUCUUGUUUCUGGCCUCUGAUUUUACUUCUUUUACGACUUGGUAACUGAAAUGCUGGUAACUCGGAUGUGACGUCAUUUUCAGCUCCGACUUCUGACUUCCGAGGUAACUCGAACACAGCGUAAAGACAACUUGGCUCUUCCUCCCGUCAUUGUACGAAUUUGAAGCCGAAUUGCUCUCGGUAUUCCCGGGAUUUCCUCCUCUUCCUGGAACCACCACUUGUGCAGGAGAGUCGCUGUGAUGACAAUCGGCUCAAACAGCGACUCGACCCAAUCUUCGUACGCCCACAGUCUGUAUCAAGUGUCAAUCAUGGAAAACAUGAACCCUUUAAUAACUUUUAAAAAUGGAGCUGUACAGAAAAAAAAGGACUUGAGCACAAACCAGUCUGACAGUAACUACAUGUCAAGUUUGUCCACAGCUCCAUAGGGAUUGCUGGAGGAGGCGGGAUUUAUGACCUAUACUGCAGCCCGUCACCAGAGGGUGCUGUUCUCCCAGCGAGGAGGCCGAUGGCGUCCGUUCUAUAUACAGUCUAUGGUCGUGACCCUGAGAUUAAAAGUCGCCCAGUAAUCCAGUUGUUCGGAUGCUAAAUUUCAAAUGAAAGGAAAAACUUGAUUUGCAGUAUUUCACCGUUUUUCUGUAUUUGAGGAGAGAAGCAGAAAGAUUCACCACCUUUACUCGAGUGUCCUUCAUCGUGUCUGUCGUCGAUGAGGUAUUUCUGAUGCCUCUCUCUCUCUCAUCUCACCACUCUCUGUUUCUUUUCCAUGUCCAGUGGAGAGACGUCUUGGGUUUGGUACGUCACACUCCCUCACCUCCUCCUAUCAAACAAAAGCUCUUCUGCUGAUUGCACGGCCUCCCUCUGUGUGUGUUUGUGAUCCCGUUUCUGCCUGCAGCAGCAGCAGCAGCGUCUUUUUAUCUGCAGCCGCACACCUGUUCCCUAACCUUCACGCCGGCUCUCUCCUUUCUCGCUGCGUGUUUCGCUGCUUUUCUACUUGGAGAGGAACAUCUUUUAUGUGAUGUGGAGAUCUAUUCAUAGGAGAGCAGAUUCACCUGCUUGAAUAGGAGGCUUAGAAAGGGACCCUCCUUUUAUUCAAAUACAUAUUCAUCAUCGUGGUCAUCAUCGGUUUCAUUCACACCCUUCUUUGCUUCAAUCCAGAGCGACUCGCUGCUUCUGGAUGACUUUGAAACAGCUCGACUGUUUAUGAGCCACAACCGGUAAAGAUUUUCUCUUAGGACCUCCUGGCCUACACCUCUUCCACCACCUCCUCCUCCUCCUCCUCCUCUUUCACAUCUCUGUUUCUUUAUAACACCUCCACCCCCCUUUGUGCCAGAGAUGACUCAUCAAUCCAUCUGUUUUUGGCUUUCCACCUCCUUUGUGUCCUCUUGUCUCUUUCUGGUGAUUGCAGACGGCGCUCUGUGUCUCAUUCGGUGGUGAAAAUAUCCACUUGUGUCCGCUGUCUUUGUCCUCGUCGUCUCACUCUGCUUCAUGUCUCAGCCUCUCUUACAAUAAGACAAACACGGGAAACAUAGAUCUGCAGGUUUCAGGAUUUCUCCUCAGCUCUCUUGCAAGUCUGAGCACAGGUAGACUUUUCUAAUGAAACGCAUUAAUCACCGUGUUUCCUCCUAAACUUGUUUUUAACACAUAAAGGUUAUCGCAUUACAAAAAACCUGACAUCAGACCACUUUUUAUCGAUCCCACGAGAAAUUCAGUGUUUUAAAACUUAAUGAGGACAUAGAUCUGAGCUCCUAGAAGGUCGAUCCUAAUGCAAUUAAACCAGGAUGGAUUACAAACAAAGAGGUUCGGUUUGCAGUGAAAAGGUUUGGGUAGUUUUUUUAAUUUGGAGGAUUUGUUUUGUGUAGAAAUGUGAUUUUUGUCCAACAUUAGUGAUCAGGCACGUCUAUUUAAAGGUUAUUCAGUGACUAAACACCAGCCGACCCUCAGGCCUUGUUUCCAGGUUUCCAUGUGAGCUCUAAAACAUCUUUUUCUAGGCCUCAUCACCACGGGCCGAAAGCGCAAAGUCGCCGGUCAGACGACGCAGAGACCAAAGCACACUGUCCAGACUCUUCAACCUGGUGAGCUUCACACGUGUUCGUGUUUCUGUCUUUAACUCCAUGUUUCUCUACUUGUUCAACUGUAGGCCUCAUAAACACUGUUUCCUGUCUGUUUGCCCAAAUACAACAGUGAUGCUCUCCUCAGAGACCAGUGAGUAGAAACAUAUACCAAGUAUAACAAUCCAUCAAAUGAACUGGAGUAUCUUCAUCUUUAUUUUCUUCAUCUACAUCCUGAUUACAACAACAGUCAUGGUCACCGUUAACUAACCAGCGGGAAGUUCCCAUGAAACAGUAAAUUCUGCACAUUUACAUGUCGACGAACUUUCGGAAAAUAACGAACUUUUAUUCAGGCUUUUUACACAGCAGCCAGCUGUUUUAAAAUAUGAUUUAAAAAAAAACGUAAAAACCAGUCAGCAGAGGGAGCUCCAACUGUCUCCACACACUAAGUGCAAGUAAAGUCAUUACAUGUUUAGUCAAUAGACGCCCGUACUACUCUGGUGGCGCAAAUGGGCAAAUUGGGCAGAAGCUGAAAAAUGACGAACUUUUAUUGAGGCUUUUUACAGCCAGUUGUUUAAAAAUAUGAUAAAAAUGCAAAAAACGUGUCGGCAGGGGGAGCUCUAACCGUCUCCACACACUAAGCGCGAGUAAAAUCAUUCGCGCGAAUGAAUUACAUGUUAAGUCAAUGCAAAGACGUAAUUAGAUGCUCAAACUACUCUGGCGUUGAGAAUGACGCAAAUUGGGCAGGAUUUGAAAAUCGCUGCGUUUACAUGGGCACAAAUAAUCGGAAUAAAUGCCAAAUCGGAAUAAAGAUAUGUAAACAUAUCGAUUGUAAGAUUCUGAUCCAAUUCAGCUCGGAGAAAGAAAUUGUAUUCCGAUUGAGAGGGGUGGUUUAUGCCGAUCAUGAUUCCGAAACACGUCCAUGUAAACAUUAAUUCCGAUCUUGACUCUCUAACCUGACUUGAUCUUCACUCUUUAGCCUUUAGCGUAUUUAUUGAGGUUUCAUUAGUAACACAACCGCAGGUGUCGUGUCUGCUCCUCCGAUAACGUAACAAGGCGUACAUACAGUGUAAUGAUUUCACAUCUGCAUGCACAUGUAACCUUUGACAGAACAGUAAAAUAAGUACGCAAGGGCGCCAUCUAGUGACAACAUUUAACAGGGGGAAAAUCCCAAAUCAGAUGGAAUGAGCCACUACCGCGUUUGUUGGUUUGUUGACAGUGCAGGCGUCAAUACAACUCUUCUUCUUCUACUGUUGAUUUAGCGAAAUCAGACAGCUCUGCGCAUGUCCAAAUGCUUCCAAUCUUAAUAAAACUCAGUGCAUGUUUACGUAUUAUACGGAUUAUUUGAUUUUGCACCCAUAUAAACAGUGGAUUCAGAUUAUCGGAUCCCUCAAAUUUUUAAUCGGAUCAUGAAAUUUUGCACAUGUAAACAUGGCCAGUGUCUCAACUUGAGCAGAUAUUCGCGUCAUGAUAACCAAUAGGCACAAAAGUUGUUGGGUGACGUAUGAAAAAGGACGGUUGUUCACUGGUAGCUAAAAUGAAGGACAAACUGAUUGUGUCGGUGUGUGGGCGCCCCGAAUUAUAUGAUACCUUUUCUUUCAAUUAUUAAAACCGGAAUAAAAAGGAGCUCGCCCAGAAGAAAGAGAGAGAGGAGGUCGGAUUACCUGGUAAGUUGUAAAAAACUUUGUCUAUCACUUGAUCCCACCGGUUGAAUUAGCAAAGAUUACAGUAGAAAUUAGCAUAAACGGCUAUCCACAUAUUUUAUUUAGAUUUGACACACAAAUGAAUCAAGUAAAUACUUUUGAUUCACGCGUCUAGAUUCACGCGAAUUAAGCGAGUAAAUGAUUUUACUAGCACUUGGUGUGAGUGCCCCAUAACAGUUUUGGCUUCACUUUAGAGUAGGGGGAGCUGUUGAACCGUCCAUCUUUUAUAUGAUUAGUGACAAAAGUUGAAAAGAAAACACUUCAGCUGUGUUUUAAGUUCAUGGGAGCUUCAAAAGAGUCAUUUUCAUCAUCACAGUAACUGAACAUGUUCAUUCAAACUCACUGACUGAUCUUUAUUUCACUCUCCUGAGGUUUUCUUCCCGGUGGGGCCGAUCUCGUUAAAAUCCCAGUAAAUGUGAAGUAGCAGACAAUCACCCCUGAAAAAAACCACACCACUCCAGACCGGCUGUUUGACCCCCAUCUCUGGAUCUGAACAUUUUUUUUAACCAAUCAUCCUCUUUUUUUCCCCUUCAGGGAGACCCUAAGUCCCGCCCACCCACUAAACGCUGGAGCACCAUCUUCUGAGCUCUCCGCCGAGGACCAAACCACAGAUUCAACAACGCCAAUGGAACGAGACCAAGAAGGAGGAGGAGUAGGAGGAGGAGCAGAUCUGCAACCGGCGGACUCACAACCUCAAGAAACAUUAACAAACUAA